Molecule: messenger RNA, 591 nt
Organism: Trypanosoma grayi
Lineage: Eukaryota; Euglenozoa; Kinetoplastea; Trypanosomatida; Trypanosomatidae
Exons: 1
Coding region: 1-591 (196 amino acids)
Source: RefSeq, a predicted model, not a curated record
AUGGACACUUUCCGUAUAGGUGGGGGCAGCCCCUACAGCGGCGGCGGCUUGGAUCAACUCCAACAGCCACCACAGCAAUCACAGCAGCAGCAGCAAGGACUGUUGCCGUCUACGUCCAUGGCAGCAGCGACAGCAGUAGCUGCUACGCCAGCACGUGUAGCGGGGGGCAAUGUGGCGGCGCACACGACGGUGCACGUCACCGCCACGGCGGAGGUCGAUCCGUUUGACGAGAAGCGCCUUGAAGAGAUCCGCAAGACACUGCUCAUGCUCGAGGAUAUCGCGCAGGGGCGUCACAUCAUCAACUGGAAGGAGCUCGUUGACCCGAGCCAGCCGAUGGAGUCAGCGAAGAAGAUAAGUGCGGCGCUGGCGAGGCCGACGACGCUNCCCGAGCCAGCCGAUGGAGUCAGCGAAGAAGAUAAGUGCGGCGCUGGCGAGGCCGACGACGCUGCCUGCCGCAGUCAGCGGCGUUGCGGAGUGCAUCACGACACCGGCGCACCUGUCGAUCGUGGCGUGUCUGGAGCCUCCGUACUGGGCCAAGGUGCGGGACGCGGUGCUGCACGAUCUGCUCAACACCCUCACAACCGCCCGUGA